GGACUGACUAACGUAGAUAUCGAUAAGUUAGCGCUGCACUGGAAACAUCACGCAGGAGAGGAACCUUUAAGCGAAGGACUGAAUAACGUAGAUAUAGACAAGUUACCGCUGCACUGGAAACAUCACGCAUGGGAGGAACCUUUAAGAAAUGAUGUAAAAUGGUUCUUCAACCUCUUGGCAGCUUAUAACCAGCAAAAGCAUAAUAUUCUGGAGUUUCUUUCAAAAUCAAAUUUUGAAGAAGAAACGAUACGUUGUCCAGAUAGUAUGGAUGAUACAGACUUUGAUGAUUUUGCAAGAGAAUGUUUAGAAACAACCUUCGAGAUCCCAUCUUCCUGGACUGAAACCACAAUAAAACAAAAGCUGUAUGACUGUGUUAAAAAGUGUAUAAAAAAGAAAUGGACUUUGGUAAAGAUGGGUCCUGUUCUUAAGGAACACAAUAGAUUGAAAUUGGAGGUGCAGAAUCUUAAAGAAAAAAAUUUAAAACUUCAAAAAUUGCGGGCAAAAGAACAAGAACGCACUAAACUUCAAAAGAAAAUGAGUAAAAAAGAUUUGAAACGCGUUUGUGAUGAGGUAGAACAAGAAAGAGAAAAGGUCAAAGACCUCGAGUGUCAGCUCACACAGAUCGGGAAAGAGAAAGAGCAUCUCUUAACUCGGCUUACCAAAAUAGCUGGAUCCAAAUUGACCUCUUACAACCCUGAUAUUGCUGACUUGAAUGAUGAUAACCGACCGACCAAGCUGGCAGAAAAAUUCGGUCUGUUGUUUGACGACGCAUGGACAGAUUCUGUGGAGGAGUUGACGGGAGGGGAAUUAAGGCUGGAUGACAGAGCUGCAAUUGGCUUUUUACUGCGCAUUGUCAUGACAGCCUACAACUUUUGUUCUGGCUCUCGUUCCAUGUUUCUUGACCUAACAGAUUGUCAAACCAUAAUGACCUGUAAAGACACUGGAGAAAUGAAAGUUGUAACCAAACUUCCCGAAGCGAUGGUGCCGGACAUCCAACAGGCACUUAAAACGUGUUUACGCGCUAAAGAAACAACUUUGAUUUCUGAGAUGCAAGAGAAAUUUGCUGACACCUUACACGGUAUCUUAAGUGAUAUAACUACUAGAGUGAAGAGUUCAGUAUCACACGAACAUACUAUGAAUCCAUUCGAAGACAAUGUCAGAAGAAACAACCCCCCAGACUAUUGUUUGCAUGACGUUAGUACAGCACAUUUGCAAAGCAAAGGAAAUGAAGAUAAUUUACAAACGACUAAAAAAUCAAAAAAGAGACGAAAAAAAGUAGCCUACUCAGAAAAUGCUGAUUCCUCACAACCAUGUAAUGAACAGUAUUCUGGAGACAGAUGUUCGCUGACGAAAAAACAAUUUUGUGGACAGAUGGGUGCCCCUUCUUUCUUUCAGACAAUUUCAUCGUCCCAGUUUACAAAAACGACUCACUUUGCCGAGCGCUGUGUGGAGUUGUGUUGGUUCAUGCAGAUAACACAGCCACCAAUACAUCUAAGUACCCGUUUUCCGGCCGACGGAAUGAAAAACAAUGAUAUAUUUAGAGCGUACAUGAAAUCAGGGAAGGAAGUGGAUUACAUUGUAUGGCCUGUUAUGUAUUUGUAUGAAAACGGACCUGUGUUAAAUAAAGGUAUUGCGCAACCGAAGUGAAUUGAUAACAGAAAAAAGCAUGCAUGAUUUUUUUCAUGUUAAACAAUUGUUUAACAUAUAAGAACACCACUCAUCACUAAAUUGAGAAAAAGGUUAUAAAUGCAUAACGUCUUUUUCGUUAAUAUUCAUGUAAUCUAAUAAAAUGACAUCCAUAAUUUGUAAAAAAAAAAAAGCAAAAAAAAAAAAAAUGGUUAUCGUAACAGAAUAGUUUCUACAGACCCUUCUGUUGAUAGAAAUAGUUUACACUUAGUUUUGAAUUAGCAAUUCCGGUAGUCAUCAUUUAAAUUAGUUUUUAGCAAUUUGCGAUACCAACCUGGACUAAGAACUUUAAAGUCAGAACAUUAUUAUUCCUUUAACUUUACAUACAUGUAUGUUACAAUAAAUGACAAUAAGAUCUAGAUGCAUUCCAUUUUUUUCUGAAACGCUCUGAAUUAUUAAUGUGAAAAAUAAAGAUAGAAAAAAAGGUUUGUCAUUGUUUAGUUACUUAAAAAACGUCACAAUUGAAAAGUGUUACUUUCUAAUUUUGUAAACUACUAAACUCACGUUUUAAUACUGAUUCAAUAAUCCAUUUAAUUUUGGAAUAAACUAGUUUAGAUUGCUUUGCAGUGCUUUCCAUGUGUAGGUUAGUUUCUUUAACCAAAUGAAUUUUAAAAUUAUUAAAAAGGUACAUUUGACACUUGACUGUACAGUAUUUUUAAAUGUUUGCAAUGUGAUGAAGUUGAUGUAAAUAUAAUAUUGUGUAGAUAAAUUUUACGUUGUUAGAUAUUGAAAUUUGAUUUAUCUUUAAAUAGAUUAUUUUUUUUCUAAUAAACAUUCAGAAACCUUCGUUGUUGCUAUAAUAAAAUCCAUUAAAUACUUGAAUGAUUUAUCAGCAUACGUAU
Messenger RNA from Magallana angulata, 2528 nucleotides. RefSeq lists its product as uncharacterized. The transcript is spliced from 11 exons. The record is from RefSeq and is a predicted model, not a curated record. NCBI's taxonomy places the organism in Eukaryota, Metazoa, Mollusca, Bivalvia, Ostreida, Ostreidae. Bases 265 to 1647 code for a protein of 460 amino acids.